Molecule: messenger RNA, 267 nt
Organism: Ostertagia ostertagi
Lineage: Eukaryota; Metazoa; Nematoda; Chromadorea; Rhabditida; Trichostrongylidae
Source: the annotation of a GenBank genome assembly
AUGGACGACUACGACAUGUACAGCGAUGGUCAGUCAUCAAUAAUCCCACAGGAAUUCUCGACAUUCGAGUCCAAUGAACCGGCGAUACCGAAAGAAAUCAACUACCGCGGACAAACCGUUGUCGGAUUCGAUCUACGCGGCACUGAUAUGCUAUGCUUACCACAGGUCUACGAGCUCUUUCUCAAGAACAUGGUUGGCGGCCUACAUACAGUUUAUACAAAGCUCAAAAGAUUGGAAAUAACACCAAUCAUAUGCAAUGUUGAACAG